Messenger RNA from Ostrinia furnacalis (Asian corn borer), 1323 nucleotides. RefSeq lists its product as uncharacterized. Gene Ontology annotation, molecular function: peptidase inhibitor activity. The record is from RefSeq and is a predicted model, not a curated record. NCBI's taxonomy places the organism in Eukaryota, Metazoa, Arthropoda, Insecta, Lepidoptera, Crambidae. The transcript has 2 exons. Bases 1 to 1323 code for a protein of 440 amino acids.
AUGGAAGUUUUCGUUUUACUGAUUGCCACUCUGAUCUCAAUUAUCACUCCGUUUAAUUUUGUCGACAAUCAAAAAUCGAUCCACUCAUGUGAAAUAGGCGAUGUAGUACAGAACGGACGAGUAACGUGUACAUGCACUCAGAAUUACGUCUACGAGUGCCAACUUAAAAAGAAUCCCAAAAAUCAACCAACCAAACGACCUGCCAAGUCAGCUUGCCAGCCUAACAAGAUAUACGUCCAUGAAAGUACAACUUGCAUCUGUAACUACAACGGUACUUGGCCUCACAUCGCUUGCGCAGAUGCCUUCAGCUCCUUACCGCUGAAAGACGUCAUCAAAACUAGAUGUGAACCUGAUGGAUAUGCCUUCGUUGGAUGCAACGUCUGCAGAUGCAACUCCAAAGGCUACAUCGACAAAAGCAGAUGCACCAAAAACGAAUGCGGCGACAAAUCUCCUGAAAGACGAUCCUCCAAAGCCAGUAAUGUCUACGGAAAUUGUGAAGCCAAGAACUGGUAUUCACUAGCUCCUUGUCAGUUCUGUUUCUGCUUGAACGAAAAUAAACUAGUUUGUAAUACUGGAAACUAUAACACCAAAAAACUUCAACUGGGUACUUAUAACUUGAGCGUUUGCGGCAAAGAUCUCAUAAAAGAAGCAAUUGAACUCAUACCUGACUCUGAUAAGACUUUGAGACAAGGCGAAGGUACGUGGAACGUUGUAAAUAAAGGAACAAGUUCUAAACCAAGCACCAUACCACGGCCUACUGCUGUUACUGAAAACAGUAACAUUGUGAUUGAUGUCAACCAUGAAAACAAGGAAACAUUUGAGAAACCUAUUAUAAGAGAAAGGUAUGACACUCACAACGAAGAAUCGUCUUCCAUAGAGUCUGCAGAUGAGAAAUUCGAAUACGAUGGAAAAGCUGAAGGGACUCCUCAAGUAACUCAGAUACCGUUUCAAGAGGAUUACCAACUUUAUAGUAAAGAAUCAAGACAAAUAACACCUGAAAAGAGGGAAAACGAAGAAGAAGGAAAUGAUUCUGGCAAUGAGGUGGACCCGGGAUUAAAGAUACCAAUUGCAACUCAAAGGGAUAAGCCUUUUGAGAUCCCUCCCCGGGUUUCAUUGAAGAAUCUGGAAGAUUUAGGACAGCAACUAAAGAUAAACUUACCCAUGGUUCUGGACAAAGUUUUUAAGUUGGCUUUGAGGAAGUCCAUGGUGACGAUCGGUAAGGACGACGACUGUACUCCAGGAUCCGUAAAAACCGAAAACUGUAACACUUGUUUUUGUUUGAAGAAUAAUAAAAUGCUUUGCACCAAUAAUAAGUGUGAUUAA